Molecule: messenger RNA, 3302 nt
Organism: Cucurbita maxima (winter squash)
Lineage: Eukaryota; Viridiplantae; Streptophyta; Magnoliopsida; Cucurbitales; Cucurbitaceae
Product: putative E3 ubiquitin-protein ligase RF298
Exons: 3
Coding region: 503-3208 (901 amino acids)
Source: RefSeq, a predicted model, not a curated record
UAAGAAGUGAAAAAAAAAAAAAAAAAAAACCACAAGAAAUUAAAAAAAGAAAGAAAGAAAAGCUUCUUACAUGGAUUUCUCUUUCUGAUUUCAUCGAUAUUCUUCUGAUUUUGUAUUUCCUUCCAGUCUUCGAUUCUUCCAACUCGCCAGUUUGAAUCGGGUGCGUUUCUGCCGAUUGUUUCCCCGCAGGUUCUUCAACAUUCAAUUCUCGACUUUCUGUUUGGAGGAGAGGAGGUUCUUCUUCUUCUGUUCUUUUACCAGUCUCUUACCAAUAUAUAAUUGGUCAUUAAGAUUUUAGUUCCUUGGAUCUACGAGGUUGGUUGUUGUAUUCAAUUCGCGAUGAAUUUGGUACUGGAUGAAUGUAGUUUUUGCUCGUGUUCCAUGUGUAGAUUCUUCUGCAGUUUCUGCUUUCGGUGUUUGUUUGUUUUGUGAGUGAUUGAUUUAUUCUCUUCCGACGCAGAUUUUGAUUAUCUCGAUUUUAAUACUGAGAUUCGAGUGAUAAAUGGCAUCAAUGGUCGCUAAGCCGAGUUGUCCUGCUACUAGCAACCAUGGGCCUUCUUCAGUGCUUGUCCAGGAAAAAGGAAGUAGGAAUAAGAGGAAAUACCGAGCAGAUCCACCUUUAGGGGACCUGAAUAAGAUCACAUCUUCAUCUCAAGAUGAAUGUCCGAGUUAUGAUUUUUCAGCUGAGAAAUUUGAGAUUAGUUCAAGUCUGGGGCAAAUCGGUGCGUGUGACCUGUGUAGCAUUAGUCAAGAAUUUUCUGCUGGAUUGAAACUCGAUCUCGGAUUGUCCAAUGGAGGCUCUCCUGACAUUGGGAUAGACUGGCCAAGAGGGGAACUGGAAGUUGAUGAGUUCCAAGAUGUUGAUUGGAGUGACCUUACAGAAGCUCAGCUGGUAGAACUAAUUUUAUGCAAUUUAGACACAAUAUUCAAGGCUGCAAUCAAGAAAGUUGUUGCUUCUGGAUUCACUGAAGAGGUUGCUAUAAAAGCCGUCUCAAGGUCUGGCAUUUGUUUUGGUUGUAAAGAUAUCAUGUCGAAUGUAGUGGACAAUACCUUAGCUUUCCUUAGAAGUGGCCAAGAAAUUGAUCAAUCUAGGGAACACUAUUUUGAGGAUUUACAGCAACUAGAAAAAUAUAUUUUAGCUGAAUUAGUUUGUGUUCUACGAGAGGUUAGGCCUUACUUCAGCACUGGCGAUGCAAUGUGGUGCUUAUUGGUCAGUGACAUGAGUGUAUCUCAUGCAUGUACAAUGGAUAGUGACCCGUCUAACGCAGUUGUCUGCGAUGGGAGUUCGAAUGAGGGUUCAACUAACUCUACCCCACAGUUAGAAGCAGAAGCCAAAAGCUCUGAGUUGAAUUUUCCUAAGCCUCUUAAGCCAAUUUCUCCAAUCAGCUGUGCUCAUAGUUCUCAAUCCGAUGGACCAGCCACUCUAGGAGCUCCUAAUCUUACUAAACCAAAGGACCCAUUAUUUACUAGUGUAUCAGUAUCAGAUAAAGAACUGCAAAAUUCUACCUCUGAUGUUGCUAGGGAAUCAUUUAAUGUGGGUGGAAACCCUCAAACUUCCGUGUCUGAAGAAAAAAUUGGGAGCAGCAGAAGGGUUCAUUCUAAUAUAAUGAAGAGAGAAUACAUGCUACGACAAAAGUCGCUUCAUGUGGAUAAAAACUUUCGAACAUAUGGACAGAAAGGCCCAUCAAGAGCUGGAAAGGUGACUGGUUUGGGGAGUUUGAUGUUGGAUAAGAAACUAAAGUCUGUUUCAGGCUCCACUGCAGUAAACUUUAAGAAUGCUUCGCUGAAAAUAAGCAAGGCUAUGGGAAUUGAUGUGGCCCAAGACAAUGGAAACCAUAAUCCUACCACCAUCGACAUUCCUUCUUCCUCUCUAUCAUUUAACUUGGAAAACAAUAAAACCGUUUCUCCUUUUUCUAAGAUCAAUGUACUAUCUUCAAUGCCUGCACCUAGUUCACCACUUGCAUUACCAGCUACUAAUACUUCUUCUGCGCUACCAGCAGCUGAAACUGAUCUUUCUCUUUCUUUGCCCACUAAAAGCAAUGAGCCCUCGGUGCCUAUCAGCUGCAAUGCUGAGCCUUCUACUAGUAGUUUUGUUGAGAAGCCUUAUGAAAAGUCCCUUGGGCAGUGGUUUCCUAAGGAUAAGAAGGAUGAGAUGGUUUUGAAAUUAGUACCAAGAGCUCGGGAAUUACAAAGUCAGUUGCAAGAGUGGAUGGAGUGGGCCAAUCAAAAGGUCAUGCAGGCUGCAAGGAGGCUAAGUAAGGACAAGGCUGAACUAAAGACUUUGAAACAAGAAAAGGAGGAAGUUGAACGGCUGAAAAAGGAGAAACAGACUUUGGAGGAAAAUACCAAGAAGAAGCUUUCCGAGAUGGAACAUGCAUUGUGCAAGGCUAGUGGGCAGGUUGAACUUGCUAACUCUGCUGUUAGAAGGCUUGAGGUGGAGAAUGCUGCUCUACGACAGGAGAUGGAGGUUGCAAAAUUACGGGCUACAGAAUCAGCAGCUACCUAUCAGGAGGUUUCUAAGAGGGAAAAGAAAACACUAGUGAACGUUCAAUCAUGGGAGAAGACGAAAAUGUUGUUUCAGGAAGAACACACAGUCGAAAAACGAAAAUUAAAACAACUAAUACAGGAACUUGAGCAGGCGAGGGAUGUCCAGGAACAACUGGAGGGUAGAGGGAAAAUGGAGGCGAGAGCAAAAGAUGAGCUGCUCAUGCAGGCUGCUUCAUUGAGAAAGGAGAGAGAACAAAUUGAAGCUUCAUUGAAAGCAAAGGAGGAUACAAUAAAAUUGAAAGCAGAAAACAAUCUUUUAAAGUACAAAAGCGAUAUCCAAAAGCUUGAAAAAGAAAUAUCUCAGUUGAGACUUAAGACAGAUUCUUCCAGAAUUGCUGCUCUUAAAAGGGGCAUCGACGGAAGUUAUGCCAGUAGGCUUAUAGAUACCAGAAACAGCACAGAUCACAACGAGUCCUGGACCCCGAAUGUCUCGGAAUCGAUGAAGGAUCUUUACGAGUACUCUGGAACUGGGAGUGUGAAGCGGGAACGGGAGUGUGUAAUGUGUCUUUCGGAGGAGAUGUCAGUAGUGUUUCUUCCAUGCGCCCAUCAGGUGGUGUGCACAACCUGCAAUGAACUACAUGAAAAACAAGGUAUGAAAGAUUGUCCUUCUUGUAGGAGCCUGAUACAGCGGCGUAUUCCAGUCCGUUAUACUCGCUCGUAAUCAGUUUUCGUGGUGAGUUGAGUUGAAUGUUUUUGAAUAAUGUUGUGGGACUCCUAUGGAAUGGAAUAAUGCAUAUGAAUUACCUUAUUACCAA